AUGUCCCGAGCCGUCGAUAAGCUUCCCGCUCCCGCGGAGGCUCGCUCCAUGAAAGUCAUCGGGCUCGGUCCCAGCCGAACCGGAACCCUUGGGCUGUGGCAGGCCUUGAAGACGCUGGGGUACACCCCCUUCCACAUCUCGGAGCUGCUGCCGUACGGCUUCCAGCAGAUGAGGGCGCUCCAAGAGGCCAUCGUCGCCAACGACACCGACAAGCCGUUCGGCCGCGCCGAGUUCGACAAGCUCUUUGCCGGAUACGACUGCAUCGUCGAGAGUCCGUGUUACCUGUGUCCGAACGUCAUCACGGAGUACUUGGACGACCCGGAUGUGAGAUUCAUCCUGACCGAGCGGACUCCGCAGUCCUGGGCAAAGUCCAUUGCCGGGUCUCUCGGCGCGUACCACCAGAAGCUGGCGAAGCCGCCUCUGUCGAUCGCGAGGCACUUCGACAGCUUCAUUGCGGAGCUCACGGCGCUCUUCAGGGCCAUGACCCAUCGAUGGUCCGGCGGACUGGAGCCCAGUGACCCUGGCUUCAACGAUGCCCUUGCCAAGAGCUACGUCGAGUACAUGGAGAGCGUCAAGAGCCUCGUGCCCCCGGAACGCCUGCUGGUUCUGAACCUGGAAAAGGGAUUCGGCUGGGAGGAGAUCUGCGGGUUCCUGCAGCGGGACGUGCCCGACGAGCCGUACCCGCGCAUCAACGCCAUGGCCGACUUCCAUGUGGCUGCGGAGAUGGUCGUGUCCCCGGCCAUCAAGAAGACGGUCCGCAUCCUCACCUCGACCGCCGUCGCCGUCGCCGGUAUCGGCUUCUGGUACUGGCAACGGAGGAGAUGA
Messenger RNA from Colletotrichum higginsianum IMI 349063, 825 nucleotides. RefSeq names its product Nad dependent epimerase. The record is from RefSeq and is a predicted model, not a curated record. The transcript is spliced from 4 exons. The coding region runs from base 1 to 825 and encodes 274 amino acids. Lineage: Eukaryota; Fungi; Ascomycota; Sordariomycetes; Glomerellales; Glomerellaceae.